AUGGCGGGUACUGUAGCCUCUCCUCUUCUUGACAUGGUUUGCCACAGGCUUGACUCCCACACCAGGGCCUUGUCCAAGAGCACAAACUUCAUAAAGAUGCGUCUCAAGUUGGCAGAAACUCUGGCCUUCCUUGAGGAAACUGAGCACCAUGAAUCCGGUGACAACUCAUCCAUCAAGAUCUGGCUCACCGUUCUCCGAGAUCUUGCUUACGAUGUUGAUGUACUGAUCGAUGAUUGGGAGCAGCAAUCGAAUAAAAUCCCCCGACCAUCUUCUUAUCUUGAGAAAGAAUUGAGGAGAAUUCAUGGCCAGUUGGUUUCCCACUUGGACUCAUAUUUCAGGCUUGUUCCUGGCCAUGAUGUGCCCGAGAGAGCAAAUCCUGAGAUGGAUUUUUAUGGGUCAGAUAUUGUUUAUGGACGCUAUUCUGAGAUGUCUGGAGUUAUAAACAACAUGUUCUCAGGCAAUGAUGGGAAGAUAUUACGGGUUAUUCCUAUAGUAGGGAUGGGAGGAAUUGGUAAGACAGUUUUCGCUAGAAGAAUUUUCCAGAACGAUGAGGUGAAAUCUCAUUUCCAGGUCAAGGCUUGGGUUUCAGCAGGAGAAAAUCUUGAUCUUGCGAAAAUUGAAGAGUCUGUAGCAUCCCAGAGUAGCUUGGAGGGAAAGAAAUUUUUGCUCGUGUUGGAUGAUGUGUGGGAGGAAGAUGGCAAAAAAUUGCAGGAACUGAAAGAAUGGUUAACUAUCAAUGUUGGUGAUUCAGGAUCUUGUUGUGUUUUGUUAACUACUCGCUCUAGUCGAGUGGCAGCUUUGGCAGGCACAGUUCCAGCAAAACAGUUAGAAUGUUGGUCAGAUGAGGAUUCGUGGGCUCUAUUUCGGUGUCUGGCAUUCGGACCUAUGCAAGAUGAGAGUAUUGAAUUCGAAAAAAUUGGUCUGAAAAUUAUUGCCAAGUGCAAGGGACUUCCUCUGGCGAUUAAGGUUGUAGGCGGCUUGUUACGUUGCAAAAACAAGCAAGAAUGGUUGUCUAUCAGGCGGCAUGAUUUAUCAAAUUUGCCAGAAUUCAAAGCUUAUGUAUUGCCAGUUUUAAAGCUUAGUUACCAUCGUCUACCGCCAACUUUGAAACAAUGUUUCGUGUAUUGUUCGAUAUUCCCGAAAGGUUACUGGAUCAACAAAGAGAAAUUAGUCCAGUUGUGGAUUGCUGAGGGUUUUGUUGGACUUGAAAGUAGAGAUAGAGGCUUAGAAGAUAUAGCUAAUGAAUAUUUUUCCGAAUUGUUUCAGAAUUCAUUCUUCCUUGAUGUAAUGAGAGAUGAAUUUAGUGAAGUGGCAUGGUGCAGAAUGCACGAUUUUAUGCAUGAUCUUGCCCAGUUUGUUGCAGGAGUUGAAUGCGAAAUUUCGCUAAGCCAAAUUGGCCAGGUGGUAUCUCACAAAAUGCAUGAUCUUGCACAGUUUGUCUGGAGAAUUGAAUGCUCAUCUUUGUUAAUGGGGUAUCCGCGAAGUGUUCAGGGACGUGUACAGUAUUGCUCCAUGGUUACUCCUGAGCCUGGAAAAUUGCGUACACUGCUUUUGUUAUCAGGUAAAUUGGACAACGUUGCCAGCAUUUUUCGUAUGUUUAAUCGUUUAAGGGUGCUAGAUUUGAGUCAAAGUGGCCUCAUUGAGUUGCCAGUUUCCAUUGGUAUUUUGAAGCAUUUGAGGUAUCUUGAUCUCUCUCACACAUACAUCAGAAAAAUACCGAACUCUAUCAGUAAGCUGAAGCAAUUGCAGACAUUGGAACUCUCUCAUUGUUACAACCUGGAAGUGUUACCCAGAGCUAUUACUCUGUUGACAAAGCUAAGAAAUUUGGGUAUUUCAUCAUGUUGUUCUUUGAUUCACAUGCCCUCAGGCAUUGGAAAACUAAAGCUUCUGAGAAAGUUGCCGGCCUUCAUUUUGGGUAAAAGAAGUGAUGCUGCAAAACUCAAAGAACUAAAUUUGUUAAACCUUGUGGGCAGAUUAGCCAUCAAGAAUCUUGAGAAUGUGAAAAUUCUGGUUGAUGCACAAGAAGCAAAGAUUCAUGAGAAAGUACACAUUCGUUCAUUGGAGUUAUCCUGGAACCGCAACGCCGAUCUGAGCUUUGACAUGUCUGCUGCAAUUUUAGAAAUCCUCAGGCCGCCUAUGAAUAUAAAAAUUUUGUGUUUAAAAGGAUACAGAGGCUUAUCUUUUCCAGGAUGGAUGAAUUGGGAAUUUCCAAACUUAGUGAAGGUUUCUUUGAUCGAUUGCAGUUGCCAGAAACUUCCCCCUCUCGGGGGGCUACCAGGCCUUCAGGAUCUUUACAUAAAAGGGUUUCCUGCAGUGCUGAGCAUAGGCGAUGAAUUCUAUGGCAAUGGUGUUGUCAAAGGGUUUCCAUCACUGCAACAGCUUGAGAUUUUUGAUAUGCCUAAUUUGGUGGAAUGGAACAGCUUCCCAGCUACAGCGCAGGGAGAACAAUUUCCCUGUCUUGAGAAACUUACAAUUGAAGGAUGCAGAAUCCUGACAGAAUUUCCAUUUGCUCCGAAUAUCAAGAACUUGGCUAUCUGCAACAGCAAUGAAACUCUACUUAACUCACUUCACCAUUUGCCCUCUCUUGCCUCUCUUGUUAUCGACAACUUUCAUGAACUCGAAAGCUCACCUGGUGAUCCUGGAAACCCGAAUUCUAUCACAAAGCUGACAAUUCAUGAUUGUGAUAGUCUGGAAAUUCUGUUUGCAGCCGUCCGAAGUUUAUCUUCUGUCAGACAUUUGAGUAUUCUGCAUUGCGACAAGGUGGAUCUCCUACCGAUGAGCCUAGAAAAGUUCGAUUCCCUUCAGAAGUUAGAGAUUGUCAAUUGUCCAAGACUAUUUCAGAUCCCUGAUAUUCUUCAUCAACUUUCUUGUCUGGUGGAGCUGACAUUUGAGAAUUGUCCAAUCCUGGAGUUGAAGCCUGAAAGCAUCAGGUUACUCAGCUCUAUCCAAAUUUUGAUGAUCCAAAGAUGUCCUCUAUUAGAGAAACAACUGGAGAUCGAGACUACGAAAAAAGGCGUAAGAUUUUAA
Mangifera indica (mango) is the source of this 3027-nucleotide messenger RNA. Its product is annotated as putative disease resistance protein RGA1. Gene Ontology annotation, biological process: defense response to other organism. Lineage: Eukaryota; Viridiplantae; Streptophyta; Magnoliopsida; Sapindales; Anacardiaceae. The coding region runs from base 1 to 3027 and encodes 1008 amino acids. Gene Ontology annotation, molecular function: protein binding; ADP binding. The transcript has a single exon. The record is from RefSeq and is a predicted model, not a curated record.